Molecule: messenger RNA, 10888 nt
Organism: Mugil cephalus (flathead mullet)
Lineage: Eukaryota; Metazoa; Chordata; Actinopteri; Mugiliformes; Mugilidae
Gene: ago3a
Product: protein argonaute-3
Exons: 19
Coding region: 937-3540 (867 amino acids)
Biological process (GO): regulation of stem cell proliferation; regulatory ncRNA-mediated gene silencing
Molecular function (GO): RNA binding; protein binding
Source: RefSeq, a predicted model, not a curated record
GAUACUUGUACAGAAUGUGCCCCUACAAAUAAUUCAAAUACUGUGUAUUUGAGGCGUGUAUGAUGAGAUAAAUAUAUAUAAUAAUAUUCAUCUCUCAUCCACUGAUUUAUUCAUAAAUGUGGGGUUACCUUCGGGUGAAGGCGGAGUUGCCUGUUCUGACGUCUAGUGACACUGAGCCCACCUCUUCCUGUCGGUGUCAGAAAGGCAACUUCACCAUAUUUAGCUGGCUUGCCGAAGCCCAGCACAGUUCAUCUGUCAAGCGAACUGAAAACCUCCACACUUCUCGGUUGAUACGCGGCGGCGCUUACGGCUUCAUUUUUGGCACCCGGACGCAAACCGCGGAGGACGACGUCGCUGGGACGCGGUGCCCGGCAAACGUGACCGAGUCAACGUCUGCUUUUAAGGGCGAUAAAAGUAGCCGUCGUCUGUCAGAAUUCCAACUAUCCAGCAGCCGAGCUAGCCAACCAGCUAAUUGCCGUAGCUGCCCGACACUCGCUGUGCCGUGGACACCAAUUUAUGUCGCCCGCGUUAGUGGGGAGACAUCCGUAAGGCUUCGUUUGGACUCUCUGGCCCCACCUGUGAUGAUGUCCUGACAUCUCCUCUCGUCCGUUUCGGCCGCUUCCCUGCUCCUGGCUAGCGAGCUAACUUGGCUAACUGGCAGGUUUCCGCUGCCACAGCUUCGUGUCGAGCAACCAGUAGCUUUCGCCGUGGCAGUGAAAUCCGAUUGGAUACGCUGACCGUGUGGGUACGUCUGCGGGGAGGAAAAGCCGGAGACCCUCGGCCGAGGGAAGCGACGCGGAAGGGGCCCCCGUUGGCAGUAGGACGCUCGGCCGCUCAGCUGUGCACGGCCGGAGGAGACACCGGACUGAACGGAGGGAGAGUCCCGAACCUUUGACAUCUGUGAUCCGGGAAGUGAACCGGGCAGGGACCUCAUGAAUGGAAAUCGGAACUACAGGAGCCGUUGGGGCCCAGUCCCUGUUCUCCAUGCCUCGGCGGCCUGGCUAUGGCACCAUGGGGAAGCCAAUCAAGCUGCUGGCCAACUGCUUCCAGGUGGAGAUCCCCAAGAUGGAUGUCUACCUCUACGAGGUGGACAUCAAGCCUGACAAGUGCCCACGGCGAGUCAACAGGGAGGUGGUUGACUCUAUGGUGCAGCACUUCAAGGUGACCAUCUUUGGGGAUCGGAGGCCAGUCUAUGAUGGAAAGAGGAGUCUGUACACGGCCAACCCACUACCUGUGGCUCCCACGGGGGUGGACCUGGACGUCACUCUUCCAGGUGAAGGAGGGAAGGAUCGGCCUUUCAAGGUCUCCAUCAAGUUUGUGUCUCUGGUCAGCUGGCACAUGCUCCACGAAGUGCUGACCGGCCGCAGCAUGCCUGAGCCCCUGGAGCUGGACAAGCCCAUCAGCACCAACCCUGUACACGCAGUGGAUGUAGUGCUGCGGCACCUGCCCUCCAUGAAGUACACUCCAGUGGGUCGAUCCUUCUUCUCGGCUCCAGAGGGCUAUGACCAUCCUCUGGGGGGAGGGAGGGAGGUCUGGUUUGGCUUCCACCAGUCUGUGCGCCCUGCCAUGUGGAAGAUGAUGCUUAACAUUGAUGUAUCUGCCACAGCCUUCUACAAGGCCCAGCCAGUCAUUCAGUUUAUGUGUGAAGUGCUGGAUAUCCACAACAUAGACGAGCAGCCUCGCCCUCUAACAGACUCGCACCGGGUCAAAUUCACCAAAGAAAUCAAAGGUUUGAAGGUGGAGGUGACACACUGUGGAACCAUGCGGAGGAAGUACCGCGUCUGCAACGUGACCCGUCGGCCUGCCAGCCAUCAAACGUUCCCUCUACAGUUGGAGAACGGUCAGACUGUAGAGCGUACUGUAGCCCAGUACUUCAGGGAGAAGUACAACCUGCAGCUCAAGUACCCACAUUUGCCCUGUCUACAGGUGGGCCAGGAGCAAAAGCACACCUACCUGCCCCUGGAGGUGUGCAACAUUGUAGCUGGUCAACGGUGCAUCAAGAAGCUGACAGAUAAUCAGACCUCCACUAUGAUCAAAGCCACAGCUCGCUCUGCACCUGACAGACAGGAGGAGAUCAGCAGGCUGGUGCGCAGUGCCAACUACGAGGCUGACCCGUUUGUGCAGGAGUUCCAGUUCAAAGUGCGUGACGAGAUGGCCCACGUGACGGGGCGAGUGCUACCCGCCCCCAUGCUGCAGUACGGCGGCAGGGUGAGCACAGAGCACUUUAUGAACCGCACCGUAGCCACACCCAGCCACGGGGUGUGGGACAUGAGGGGGAAGCAGUUCCACACCGGAGUGGAGAUCAAGAUGUGGGCCAUUGCCUGCUUCGCCACACAGAGGCAGUGUCGGGAAGAAAUCCUCAAAGGUUUCACGGACCAGCUGCGUAAAAUCUCUAAGGAUGCUGGGAUGCCCAUCCAAGGCCAGCCAUGUUUCUGUAAAUACGCCCAGGGAGCAGACAGCGUUGAGCCCAUGUUCAGACACCUGAAGAACACCUACGCCGGACUGCAGCUCAUCAUCGUCAUCCUGCCGGGAAAGACUCCAGUCUAUGCGGAGGUGAAGCGCGUGGGGGACACCCUCUUGGGCAUGGCGACCCAGUGUGUUCAGGUGAAGAACGUGGUGAAGACGUCACCUCAGACCCUCUCCAACCUCUGCCUCAAGAUCAAUGUGAAGCUGGGAGGCAUCAACAACAUCCUGGUGCCUCACCAACGACCAUCAGUGUUUCAGCAGCCAGUUAUCUUUUUGGGAGCAGAUGUUACACAUCCGCCUGCUGGAGAUGGGAAGAAGCCUUCAAUUGCAGCAGUGGUAGGCAGUAUGGAUGCCCACCCCAGCAGGUACUGUGCCACUGUGCGAGUCCAGAGACCCAGGCAGGAGGUUAUCCAGGACCUGGCCUCUAUGGUGCGGGAACUGCUCAUCCAGUUCUACAAGUCAACACGCUACAAGCCUACCAGGAUCAUUUUCUACAGGGAUGGAGUUUCAGAAGGCCAGUUCAGACAGGUGCUGUAUUAUGAGCUGCUGGCCAUCCGUGAGGCCUGUAUCAGCCUGGAGAAAGAGUACCAGCCAGGCAUCACCUACAUUGUUGUGCAAAAACGCCACCAUACACGCCUCUUCUGCGCCGACCGCAACGAGAGAGUUGGACGUAGUGGAAACAUUCCUGCUGGUACUACCGUGGAUACAGACAUCACACAUCCCUACGAGUUUGACUUUUACCUCUGCAGUCACGCUGGAAUACAGGGCACCAGCCGACCCUCCCACUACCACGUCCUAUGGGACGACAAUUGUUUUACCGCUGAUGAGUUCCAGCUGCUCACCUACCAGUUGUGCCACACCUACGUGCGCUGUACCCGCUCAGUCUCCAUCCCUGCGCCAGCCUACUAUGCCCACCUGGUGGCCUUCCGCGCCCGCUACCAUCUGGUGGACAAAGAACAUGACAGCGCUGAGGGCAGCCAUGUGUCCGGUCAGAGUAACGGUCGGGACCCCCAGGCGCUGGCCAAAGCUGUUCAGAUUCACCACGACACCCUGAGGACCAUGUACUUCGCCUGAGCUCCACCAACCCUCCCCAGUUAUUGCCACCCAUAACACACAGAAAUAAAACACACAGACACAACCAUGCACGCCUGACUUGCCAGUCAAGGAGUCCUCAUAGGUGCAAGUCCCACCCCGACCCCACAUGCCUAGUCAAUCCGGACCUGACACUGUGCAGAGGAAAGCAGGGAGGAGGGAGGGGAGGAGGCACCCCCACACUGGACUGAGGAUGCAAAAGCUGCUUUAAAAACAAACAAGAGAGAAACUCAGCACUAUUAUGCAAUAUUAAACCAGCCAACUAGUUCAUUUCCUCCCUUAUCAGGCCUCCUUUUACAUUGCCCUUCCCUAUCAGUUCUUCCCUGUUUGUCUCUUUUACUUGUGACCUAGUGGGUGUUAGUUUUUCUUUCUUAUUACCUUUCCCCUCCUUUGGCAUAGUCUUUCUUAGAAGUCUAUCAGUCUACUCCUUUGCCAUCUCCAGUACCUCAAGUUGGUUUGAGCAGCAGCACUUUUACAUUCUGUCAGUUUUCCUGUAGUUUGUCGUUGAUUCUCCCCAAUGCUUGAAACAAGGGAGCACAGAAGGAAGCGUCAGACUCUGGAGCUGUUUAGAGGUGUUUGAUUUAUUUUGGAAUAUAAUUUCAAGGACCGGAUGUCCUCCCAUUUGCCACUUUUAUUAUCUUUCCUUUUGUUUCUUCUCGUCACUUUUCACUUUUAUGUGAUACCACCGGUUACUUGUAUGGGACUACAUGUUUAUUUGAGCACACUGCCACCUGUUGGCGACGAGGUAUAAAUGCCCCCAAAAAGUCACACAAGGAGUUGUGGUCUUGUGAGGUUUCAGAUCAAUUUUGAUUUCUUUCUAACAGUCGGCUGUCACAUUUGAACAGGGGCAGUUUAGAUUGGCUGAUAUAUCAAUUGCUGAAUUCCAGCCAUUUAUGGAUUUAAUUUAAAGUAUAACACUGUUGUUUGAUUCUAAUUGUUAUGUUUCUUCUACAUUAUGUGAAACAUUUUACGAUUCUAACUCUUUUUUUUUUUAUUACUUAUUCGUCUAAGCUUUUGUUUUUAAUCUUAGCAAUCAUCGCGCAUUCAUUUCCCUCAGUGCUUUAUCCAGCAUUUUCCUGUUGAGUUUAAGAUGGUGAAUAAGUAGAGAACAUGUCGAUGGUUUCCUCUAGUGCAAUAAUCAGUUGAACGAAGGGAAGAGUAUUUUAGGAGACUUAAAUGACUCAAAAGUACAGCUACAUAUUUUCAUUUGAACGUGAGCGUCCUCGAAAGGAGAAAAGUUUGCCACUUGCAAGGCACUUUGGUGCUCAUGUUUGAGUCGACUGAUCAGCAUGUUUCCAGUUUGCCCUCGUUGUCGGGCAGAAAUGGUGCAACUGCAGUUUCGGUGAUCACCACGUUUUUACUUGAACUGAAGGAUUUUUGGUGGCUUGAGAAGACUUUAUGAUUUAUGAUAAAGGCGGGCAUGAAUUCAGAAUUCCUGAUCACCGGUUUGCUAAUGAGGUUGAGUUCCUCAAAUCCUAAGAAUAAGAAAGCUUUUCGCCUGACAGCAGCAAAGUGGAGUUUAAAGGCCAUAAAGAGGUAGUUUUCAAGUGCCUGGUGGAUGUUCUGUGUUUAAUGGUCGAAAGCUGCAUAACUUACUAUCGGGAUCCUAUUCAAAGUGAUCAAAAGGACAGCAUGAGAUGGUUUGAAGCGAGAACGUUUCACCCGAUGCCUCUUAUUCUUCUCAACAACCGUCUACUGACUUUUCUAUACAUCUCAUUUAAAUCAACCUAAGAUCAAUAUAUUUAUUGUAUUUGCCUAUACAGCAGUGUUAGCUGUUGGCUUUGCUUUGGAGCAGCAUUCAAGCAAAGCAGGCCAAGUUGUCUUUUUGCUUAAUAUUCACCAGACAUGGAUCCAGCUGCUACAGUGUGUUUGUGACUAACGGGCCGGGUUCACGGGCGUGGAGUUAGCCUUGUUGUAAAAUAAUGACUUCAAUAAUAAUAAUCUUUCAGUAGAAAUCUUAAGACCAGGACGAGGUUAGGUUCUUGCCCGUGCAGCCGGCCCACAGUCGGGACUGGCUUCAGAACAGAGCUGAGGAGUCAAGUGGACGACCAACGUUUGCAGCAGCAGUAGAGUUGGUUGUUGAAGCGUGUCACCACGUAACUCCUCUCUUCCGCUGAAGACCUGAAGCUUGUUUGGGGGGAGGGGGGGGUGUUUUUAAAAGUUAUCUGCACUAAAAGAAGCAUGUGUUUCGGGAGUGAACACAGACGUGGUGCUACUCUGUUUGAAUUUGAAGCUGAACCUCUGUAGGAGACUCUGUAUGAGCAGGUUGGGUAAAAAAAAAAAAAAAAAAACCUCACUCGCCAAAGGACAAGAGAAGGUCCCACCGCUACAGUUACUGUGAGGAGGUCUAGGUGUGUGAUCUGACGUGGACUAAAUCAGCAUUGAGAACUAAACGGUACAAUGGAAGACGUUCCCUUGGACAGUGAGGUGUAACGCACGGGCCUGGCUCUGCUGAUUGAGUUUGACUGCCUUUCACGGGCGAGCCUUCCAGCGUGGAAGCCAGUGGGUUUGAGCCUUCAUGAUUUCACUAGUAUCUGAAAGCCUUUUUAAAAAGCCAGAUCGAAAGUAUAUUUGUACAUUUUAAAUUAUGUAAUGCACACCACUUAUUUUUGCUAACAGAAAAAAAGGUAGUCUAAUUAUUAAUCUUAGUAAUAAAUGUAUCGCGAUAAGUAAUGGUUAAAAAUAUAUAACAAAGUUUUAUUACUGCAAUAGACUGUUGACUUGUUCCUGUGUCACUGUAUAACGUAUAGCGUAUGUGUGAACAGUGGUGGGCUUGUUGAACCUAGUGAUGCGUGUUUGGACUGUUAUACUGUUAUUGACGGGGACGUGGACUUAAACCACCUCUUGCUUUGAUGUUUGGAGAAAAAAAACUGCGAGAUACUGACUGCUUCUUUCUCUCCUUUUUAUUUUCUAUAUAUAUAUUUUUUUUAAAUUGAUGUUCAUACAGCUGGAAUUUUGUCACGGAGGAGGCAAAAACUCCAAAAGCCUGUGUGUUAAGUCAUUACAACGCUAUUGUGACGAUAUAAUGGUAGAAUAAAAGAGGAGUGGGUUGAUCUAUUGAACGUCUGCUCUCGAAUGUUCACGGGUUUCCUUCAACUGGUGCUGAUGCCUGCUCCUUAUCGGAAGCGAGAGUGGAAAGGAACGGGCAAGUGGUGUUUGAAAGUCUUGGUGAUCCAUUUCAAAGACGUGUGUGAUCAAAGAAUAACGUAACAAGGAGUAGUAGCUCUCCAUUCCUUUGCGUUAAAGCCUUAGGGGGAUUUAAGUCGGAUUUUCAGAUCCGUCUUUUUUAUUUUUUUUUGAGCCACUUCAUGUCCUCCCGGUAAACCUACAGUGCAGCAAAGCUUGUAAUCUUAUUUUUGCUACCAAACAUUUACUCCCCCUGUGCCAGAGGGCUACAUUCCAUGGCCGUACGAUCUCACCCAAUCCCCCUGGGAGGCAUAAGGAAGGUUAAAACUGAAGGACGGUAUAGUGAGAACAGUAUGUGCGUGUUUUGGAAGGAAUCAAAGCUGAUGAAUGGACUCUGCGCGGUGCAGGUUAUGUUGGAAGUGAAGCCUAUAUCACUACGGUCUGUAAUGCACGUUCAGGUUGUGUAUGAACCCUUGAGGGCUGUUGAACACAUGUUUACAUAGCAGAUGUGUUUGCCUCCCUUACAUUUGAAAUGUCAUCUGUUGACCUAACAUGUGGAAGUGCGCGCUCGGUGGGAUACCGAGGCGUUAUCUGUUGGCCAGUUUUCCCUCAGACAUUUGUGUCACCUGACGGAGGAAGUUUUUACGUUGAUUGGUGUGAAGGGGUACACGAUUCUCACGGCUUGCAGACAGCUGUCGGUCAGCUCUCAAUUUGGCUUCGCUGUCGAUGCAGACGAAGCAUUUGUGGAAGCUGAAGAACAUGCAUCUUGCUCUCAAAGCGUCCGGUGAAGUAAAUUGGCAGAUUCGCUUCAAAAGGUCAGAGCAAAACCCGUUUUUAACAGUAAAGUGAAGCUGUGUUCCAUUUUUGAGUGAUCGAUCAGUAUCCCAGACUUUGGUUGCUCUUGUCAGUGGAAGGUAGCAAUGGAGUGAGGAAAAAAAAAAGUCCACAGAAAGUGCCUUUCCUCUUGAUGGUGCUGUAAAUUGAAAGAUAAAAUGUAAAAUCAAAGUAGUAGACUCCUUUUCAAAAACACAUGGCGAUGCAGGAAGAGCUGCAUUCGACACACACUCACUGUACACUGUUUGUGUUUUGUUCUGUUUUUUAGAGACGGCAAUGCAAACUUGUGUUUCAUGUAUUUAGACAUUAAGCCUACACAGAAGUAGAAUAUUAUGCCAAGUAUAUGGUUGUGGUUGAGCUCUUGCUUACUAGUGCAUUUAGUGUCUUGGACCAAUGGUGUUGUUGGUACAGUGGAAUGUGCAUUUGGGUGGGUUGGCAUGGUCGUGGGCCAGCCCACCAGUGACAAACAUAGCACAGCACUUUAGAGACUGCCGCUCUCAGUGAGACACAUAGCCAAGAGGUUCUGACCUCUGUCCCUCCCGUCCCCUUCUUCCUCCCGCUCAGGAGGAGGAGAGGAGCCAAACCUCAGCGUGAACGAGGAGCCGAAGGGACGCGCGUUACCAAACGAAGCAGUCGGUCAAUAAAAGUGUGCCUCAUGACCUUGUGACUUGGCUCGGGUGUGUCGGCCUGCUCUCGGGUGGCGGGGUUCCCUCUGGAGCCGCCGCUCGACUCUUUGUUACAGCUAGGGCUGGGCGUCAGCGCGUCGCUCACAUAUUUGGCAUCGGGAUUUUAAAGCGCCCAGAGUAGAUUUAUUUUUUUUUUUUUGCACUGAGGAAUAAAGGUUUUCUCCUGAAUCUGUUAGAUACGAUGCUUUAAUGUGUUGCACAGCAACUUUAAUUCAAGUGUCCAAUCCCAGCAGGUUUAGAAAUGAAAUGAACAGAGCCAGUGUCAGUAUUGAGCCUUUGUUUCCCCCCCCCACGAUGCCCAGCCCUAGUAGCAGCCCAUGGCAUUCUUUCACGCUGCGCAACGCCCUGCCAUGUGUCUGGUCCCCGAUGGAGGGAACACGUGCCCCGCAGCGUCCUCGUCUUGAGCCGUCGGGUGUCGAAUGGAAUCCGAGGGCGGUCUGUAGUUCUGUGGGUACCUUUUCAAGUCCAGGGGGUGAAAUCUUUCUAUUACAACAAAUCUCAAAACAAAAAAAACAAACAAAAAAAAAACACUGCACCUCACUUACCUUGGUAUGCUGCAUAUGUUAUACUACAUGAAAGAAAACUGCAAAUUGCUUUUAUUAUUAUGACAUAUAAUGCUUGAGUAAUGCCUGAUUGCGAUAUUCUUAUACAGUAACAAUUUUAGAGUCAAAGUAAGUAUAACUGUAAAAAAAAAACUAUUCUGUUUUGUCUUAACACUUAUCCGAUUUUGAAAAAUUGUUCUUGAGCCGACUUUUAUUUUGUUGUCCUAUUUAAAUGUGUUGUUCUUUAAAUAUAUAUAUGAAAUAUAUAUGCGGAAUAUUUUAUGGUGUAUUUAUUGAGAGUGCGUUUUAGCGGCUGGAGUCUCCGCACCACUUUUGCAGCAUGGUGGGGGCGGAGCCUGGAGGACGAGGCCUUUAGCCCCUCCCCCUCCAUGUUGACGCCUUAUUAUUCUCCAAGAAACGCAAGCACAACAGUAUGGAGGGGGGUGCGAGGUGGAGGAAAGGGAGGAGAUGGGUUUUGACUUGAGGCUGUGGGUAUUUACAGGCCGGCUCUCCCUCCUCCACUUUUCUUAAUAUUCUUUAACCCUCCACUCUUCUUUCACCACCUGAGAAAUGCCAACCCCCACAUGUUGCAGCUCAUCUCUGACGAAGGGAACCAUUUCUGAACCACACUGACUUUAAUGUCAAAUAGCUGACUUUUCCUCCCAAGCUGCUAAUUGGUACGGUAGCCAUGUAAAUUCCCCGAGCCAGUAAAAGGCAAGUGGAAGAGUGUUUCAAAUAUAAAGCAGCAGGGGAAGGAAAGAAGGAAGGAAACAUGUUUGAAAGGCAGAAUUAUGGUGAAACCUUUAGUGUAAGUGUUGCUUCUUUCUUCUUUAAUUGGUUAGUUUUUUUUUUUUGUGCCAGAAUAAUUUUCAGCAGGAACAGGUCUCAUUCCACAAUAUAAGACACGCCUUAGCCUUAAGUGCGUUGUUACGUUGUCGUCAGAAAUCUGUGACUUUGCAAUGCCUGCGUUGGGCGGCCUACCAAGAAAUCUAGCCUACGUACUUGAUCUGCCCUGAUUUCGCCAACCGGGAUCCUCAUCUCUUCUCACAUGAACCACUAACACUGCUACAGAGCUUGGUGAACUCUUACGUACGAAGGUAGCUUUCAGAAAUUGCUUCGUCUCAUUUGUGCUGAUGUCAGAACUGAACCCAGGCCUGGGUCAGACUGCAUUUGGAAACGAUUCUCAGCAUUUGUUUUGUUUUUUUACUGAAGGAGCAGUGCCUACUGCCUCGGGACAACGCCUAUAUCGUCGUCAUCGUGUAAAUUCAGAAUCUCUUACAUAUUGUAAUUUGACUUUUUCUACAUGUUCUUCUUGUGUAAACUUAUUGGUUAUCAUUGUAUUGGCAAAUCCAAAGAACCACGUAUUCAGAUGCAGUUUGACUCGGGCCUGGUGAGAGCCAGGAGGUUCCCCAGUGUGCUGGAUUACAGAGACCUGUGCCUGUAUAAUGAACCAAGGAUGGAUUGUGUUGUGAUGAACUGUUGUUUUUUUUUGUUUUUUUUUUCUAUUUUAUUUUCAUUUCAUUUGUCCCUCUGCCUGUCAAAGGGUUGGAGGAUGAGAGACAUGGACCUUUUGAGUGUAGUCUAUACUGUUCCCAAACAAGUAGGCCCUCUGUUCAUUAAACCAAAAAACUAAUAAUUUGGUCUAAUGAAUGUUUACCGUAAUGUUUAUUCCCGUGGCUAUCAGAUGUUUAACCUGUUUUCAUCCCAUUUGCAUUCCAAUCGACUUCAAACCAAAUAUUGCAGAAGAGAUUAGGCUCCUUUAUGCCGUUUACCUUGUAUACACGUACUGGUUUUGAAGACGGAUAUUUGACUGUGGCCAAGGAUUUAAAACAUUUUGUGUUGUAACUUUUCAAUGUAGCACCACUCCUGUGUCAGUCUUAUUUCACGAAAGAUGUUGAACUUGAGUGAGGCACCAGCAAACUGAUGUGUACGCUGAACAGUGAACCUUCACCACCAGAUGAUCCAUGUCUCAGUCUCUGUAUUUUGCAAAGGCUCUGUUGUACCAACAGCUCUAUUCCUUUCAGUUUUACACGUCUCUUUCUUUUGUUACUCUAUCUUAUAGGUUGUCUGCCUUUUAGUGUUGCUUUGCUUCAGUUUGAAGUGUAUCUUUGACUAAUACUUGCAAUAAAAUGCUUUGCUUUA